Molecule: messenger RNA, 451 nt
Organism: Drosophila simulans
Lineage: Eukaryota; Metazoa; Arthropoda; Insecta; Diptera; Drosophilidae
Product: small integral membrane protein 8
Exons: 2
Coding region: 121-378 (85 amino acids)
Source: RefSeq, a predicted model, not a curated record
UAUACGGUAUUUUUCAGUUCUAGGGCCACACUAUUCCAAAUCCCAUUCCUUUCACAUGUUUGUAUUUACAAUAUAAUUGUGCAAUAAAUUCGUGAGCAUUUAGUGGAGAACGCGACCAGGAUGAGCGAAGGAAAGCAGCAGGGUCCUGGCGAUGGCAUCCGAUCCAUGCGAAGCACCGGAGUCUUCCGGCUGAUCAACUUCGAGCUGUACACCAAGCCGAACAAGAUCAUCAUGGGCCUGGGACUGACCGCGAUUGCAGGGGUCUUCGGCUACAUCGCGUAUAUGAGGUACAAGUACGAGAGCCUGGGAUACUAUGUGGCCGUCCAGGAGAACGGACAGGAGAAGUUCAUCAAGAAGAAGUCGAAUUGGGAGCAGUAAUCCUAGGAUUUUGGUGGAAACAUCUUUAUUACUUGGUAGCACAAUUUGGUACAUAAAUUUGUUGUUUACGGGA